Messenger RNA from Iphiclides podalirius (scarce swallowtail), 1125 nucleotides. The record is from the annotation of a GenBank genome assembly. Lineage: Eukaryota; Metazoa; Arthropoda; Insecta; Lepidoptera; Papilionidae.
AUGGAGUUAUACUUCUUUAGCGUAACUAAAGACUUCAUCCCGUGUGCCAGUACAAGAGUACUAUUUGUGAAGAAAAGACGUUUGAAAUUGGUGUCGCUUUUAGACGAGGAGAGCGAAGUGCAGGUGCGGCUGGCCCGCAGCGGCGCCUCGUGGGCGGGAGGGCUGAGCGCGGGGGGCGGCAGUCCGAGGGCGAGCCGCCGCGACCCCUCCAUCCUGAAAGGCGGCAGCUUUCGCGCGCGGCGCCACGCCGAGGCGCCCGCCGUCACCUUCAACGUAGAGAACGAGGAGGACUCGGACGAGGGCCAGAUCACGUUCAGCGCGCGUCCGCGGCCGGCGGUGCAGUACCGCGCGCAGGCGCACGAGCCGCCCCGCGCGCCCCGCACCCGCCCCUCGUCGCUCCUGGUCGCCGGCGAGGAGGCGCCCGAGGCCGAGGAGCGCCUCUCCGCACGCUCGCGCUCCGUCGAGGACUCCACCAAGACGGACUCGCCCAUCGUCGACCUGAAGCUGAGGAGCCUCAAGCGGACCGCGGAGAUACUGAAGAAGGUCGGCUCGGCGGAGGGGCUGACGCGGUUGAAGGACAAGAUAAUGUCGCGCGGUAACGGCUCCCGCGAGCGCAGCCCGCCUCGCGACGAGCCCGGCAGCGAUGACGAGUCGGCGCCGCUGGUCAGUUCGCCCACCACCGUCGCCACCGUCUCCGAGCUGCACCGGCGCUCCGCCUCCUCCAGCUCCAGCUCGCCGCUCGACCUCGCCUCCAACUCCAGGACCUAUCCGACCUCGCCCACGAAGAAAAUGAUCGGAAUAGAGUGCCGUGACCGCAGUCUGCAAGACGUCACCGCCAGUACAGAUUUUUCGCCCCGAUCCGACAUCACCGACCUGGAGUCGCCCCGAGAGGGCACAACGGAGUUCGAUCAUUUGCCGGAAUGCAAAUCGACCGAUGGGAAGUCCUUAACAAAAGCACGGGUGGACCGAGUGGACAGCGGGUCUUCUCUGUCAAACAUGGUUGAACCGUAUAACAUGUACUUAUUGUCCCACGGUACGUCGGAAAACUCACGAGCACUUUGGCGACAGAACGCUCUCGACUCUGGUCCGCCGUGGCCGUGGGAUGAUGAACCCGACUCCGCAGUG